UUCUUCCCUCCGCUACCGUUGCAGUUGCAGCCCAAAAAGCCUGAACCCGCCGAAAACCCUAAUCCUUCUCUCCGCCAGAGAGAGGAGAAAAAAAAAAUUCAUGGACCUCAACGCCAUGGAUGCCUACGAGGACGAUGGGUUCUGCCUCUCUGGGGACGCCUCCUGCGACCUCUGCGAGUCGAUCAUGACGAGGUACAAAAACUCCUCCCAGGAGGACCAUCAGCACCUCUGCGCAGUCGCUGGAGCCAUAUCCCAGGAGCUCCGAGAGCAAAAGCUGCCCCUUUCUCCUAUCUCCUACUUUGGCGCCGCCGUCUCCUCCCUCGAGCGGCUAGCAGGCGGUCCGUCGACCCUCCAGUCAGGCGACCCGGCGAUCGCCGCGCUCCUCAACCUUCUAUCAGUCUCCAUCUCUAGGAUUUCACCAGCUGUCCUCAAGAGCAAGGGGCUCUCUGUUGCUGAGGUUGUGGUUAGGGUACUGGGCUCCAGCUUGCAGUCGCCGGCGGCUGUGAAGGCCGGGCUGAAGUGCGUCUCCCAGCUCCUGGUGGCUGCCGAUAAAGUUGAUUGGGCGGGUAUGGCUCGGCCUUAUGGCUUCCUGCUCACUCAUGUAACCGAUCAAAGGCCUAAGGUCAGAAGGCAGGCCCAUGUGUCCCUUCGAAAUUGUUUACACGGCUUUCAUGGUUCAACCAUGAUCGCCCCUGCAAGCGAAGGAAUUGCAAACAUUUUUGAAAGGUCUCUUCUGCUUGCAAGUGGUUCAAAGUCAAGUGGUACAACUGCACCCGAUGGGACCAAAGGAGCUGUGGAAGUUCUGUAUAUAUUAAAUGCUCUCAAAGAUUGCGUUCCCCUAAUGUCAUCAAAAGCUUCAUCUAAUAUCGUUAAGUACUUCAAGACUCUUAUUGAACUAGGGCAACCAAUUGUUACCAGAAAUAUUAUGAAUAUUUUGUAUGCAAUAUGCACGAGUCCAACUUCAGAGGUUGUUGCUGAAGUGCUGCAAGAUCUUUUAUGCUCCUUGGCUUUGUCUGUUUCUGCUGAAGGGAAAUCAGCGGAAGAUAUAAUAUUCAGAUCGCGUGUUAUUCAUGUUGUCACAAAGAAAGUAUAUUCUCUUAAUAGAGAUGUUUGUGUGGUGAAGCUGCCAACCAUAUUCAACGCACUUGGAGAAGUAUUGGCCUGUAAGCAUGCAGAGGCUGUCUUCGCAGCCGUGGAUGCCCUAAAGGAUCUCAUUGAAACAUGUGUCGAUGAAGUCUUGAUCAAGCAGGGUGUUGGUCAGCUACAGAUGGAUAUGAACGGUGGCACAAGGAAGUCUGCUCCUACUACUAUAGAGAAAAUAUGUGCAUCUCUUGAGGGUUUCAUUGGUUAUCAGUACAUUGCAGUCUGGGACUUGUCACUUCAGAUUCUUUCAGUAAUGUUUGAUAAAUUAGGGGAAUCAUCAUUAUAUUUAAUGGAGGGGAUUGUGAAAAGCCUCGCCGAUAUCGAAAAGCUACCUGAUGAAGUUCUUUCUAAUAGAAAAGAGCUACACAAAUGUUUGGGAUCAGCUCUUCGUGCGAUGGGACCUGAGAAUUUCUUAAGCAUUCUUCCGCUUAAGUUCAAUGCAGAAGAUCCAUCUCAAGUUGAUGUAUGGUUGCUCCCUAUACUGAAGCAACACACUGUUGGUGGUCGAUUGAGCUUCUAUAUUCAUACGAUCUUGAAUUCAGCUUUAACACUGAAGCAAAAGUCUGAAAUGCUGGAGAAAGAUGGACGGGUUGUUUCAUCGAGGAACAUGGCAGGAUUGGUGUACUCCUUUUGGUCAUUACUGCCCAGCUUUUGCAACUAUCCAAUGGAUACUGCUCAUAGCUUUGGAAGCCUUGCAAAGCCAUUGCUAGAGGCACUUAAUAGGGAACCUGAAUUGCGUGGAUUAAUAUGCUCGAGCUUGCAGAUACUUAUCCAACAGAACAAGGCAGCAGCAUCUGGAAAUAUUAACCAUCUUGAUAGUGAGUUACAAGAAAUAAGUGUAUCUACACAGAGGGUUAGAAGUCAUUACACUCCAGAAGUUGCUGCUGGUAAUUUAGAGGUUUUGGGCUCCUUCUGCCAGAAUUUCUUGUCUGUCUUGUUCAAGAUAUUUGAGGAAUCACCAGAGGACGACGGUGGAUGGUUGCAGUCCACAAUCGGUGAAAUGGCUUCAAUAUCAGACAAGAAGGUAGUCAAACGCUUCUUCAAAGCAACUAUGGUGAAACUUCUGAAGGUAACACAGAAGGCUGGUGAACAGGGCCAAUCAACAGAAUCCAGCUCAAUGCAAAUCGAUGAUUCAGCUGGUAAUGAUGGUGCAGAUUUAGCAAGGGCCCGCUUGCUGGACUUGGGAGCGUCUCUUUUACCUGCUUUGGAUGCAGAAUCUGUUGAUUUAUUAUAUCUUGCAAUAAAGCCUGCCUUACAGGACAAAAGCAGCUUGGUACAAAAGAAGGCUUAUAAAGUUCUCUCAUUGAUCUUGCGGCAAUCGGAGGAGUUUCUUUUGAGGAAUGCAGAUGAGGUACUCAAACUGAUGAUACAAGUAUUACCUGACUGUCAUUUCUCUGCUAAACGGCACCGGCUGGAAAGUUUGUAUUCAUUAAUCGUCCACUUUUCAAAGGAUUCUUCAGAACAGAAGAGGAGAGACAUUAUCGGCUCCUUCCUUACUGAGAUAAUACUGUCUUUGAAAGAGACUAAUAAAAAAACCAGAAAUAGGGCUUAUGAUCUGCUUGUGAAAAUUGGACAUGCAUAUGGAGAUGCUGAACAUGGAGGCACAAGGGAUAAUCUUCUUCAGUUCUUCAACAUGGUUGUUGGAUGUCUGGGAGGUAAAACUCCACAGAUGAUCAGUGCAGCAGUAAAAGGCUUGGCUCGCUUGGCAUAUGAGUUCUCUGAUCUUGUUACUGCAGUUUCAAACUUGCUACCAUCUGUUUUCCUUCUCCUGCAGAGCAAGAACAGAGAAAUAAUUAAAGCUGAUCUGGGCUUGAUGAAGGUGCUGGUGGCCAAAUUACAAGCUGAUGGUUUGCAGGUGCACUUGAAAAGCAUGGUGGAGGGUCUGUUAAAUUGGAAAGAUGACACUAAGAACCAUUUUAAGGCCAAGGUUAAAUUCCUCCUGGAGAUGCUUGUGAGGAAAUGUGGUAUAGAUGCUGUUAGAGCUGUGAUGCCAGAAGAACAUAUGAAGCUUCUUAACAAUAUCAGGAAGACCAAAGAACGUAAAGAACGAAGCCAAGUAGCUAAGUCAGAGGAUGGAACAAAGUCUUUCCGUUCGAGAGCAACCACUGAAAGGCUAAGCAGGUGGAGUCACACUAAUAUAUUUUCCGACGUCGGAGAUGGAGAUGGUAGUGAUGAUGAGACCAUGGGGAGGACUGCUGCUAGCCGGCGCAGUAGCAAGGCUGCUUCUGGAGCCAUGUCAAAGACUGUAUUGUCAAGGUCUGGCAGAGCCCGUCGAUCGGGUAAAAUGUUGCCCCAAGAUUCUCUAGAUCGAUCGGAAAGUGAUGAUCCUCUUGACCUCCUAGACCAACAGAAGACCACAUCAGUUCUUAGAUCCUUGAAGAAUAGAAAACGUAAAGCAGAAUCCGAUGAUGAGCCAGAGUUCACAGCUGACGGGCGGUUAGUGAUACAGACUGAGGAUAAACCAAGGAAGCAGAAGGAACCUGAGGCUGGCUCUGAUGAUGAAAUGGAAGUCAAAAGUCAAAAGAGUAGACAGUCAUCUAAAUCAAAGUCAGCUCAAGCGAAACGGCAGAAGUCAAGCUCCGGUUGGGCGUAUACUGGGAGCGAAUAUGGUACCAGAAAAGCAGCUGGAGAUGUGAAGAAGAAAGACAGACUUGAACCUUAUGCAUACUGGCCGCUUGACCGUAAAAUGCUGAACCGCCGGGAAGAGAGAAAGUCUGCCGCAAGACGGGGCCUUGCUAGUGUGACCAAGUUGACGAAGAAGCUUGAAGGGAAGAGCCUUGCGAGCGCCCUGAAGGGCACCACCUUGCGACCGAAGAAAAAGAAAGGCCAGAAAGGCAAAACUGGAAAGAAAAGGUGAUCUGUUAUGGAUGUCUCGGUGGGUGUUGCCCGUCUUAGUUAAUGCCACUGUUCUUUUCUCCUUGCCGGAGCAGCCAUGGUUGAUACGACUGGUUUUUGUCCUUGCCGGAACCUGGUAGGUUGUUAUCGGUCGAAGGCAUUUUUUGUCAUUUUCAUGUAUAUUACUUAUUUAUUUGAUCUUUAUAAAGCUCGAGGCUUGUUCUUUUCUUUUGGAAAAACACUCAAAUUAGAAUGUUGCAGGCAGGUAAUCUGCAUAAAAUUUUUUGUGUUCGCAUGUCUUUUGUUCAGGUCUACUUUCAAUUUAGUGCUUGGUUCCAUGCC
Molecule: messenger RNA, 4320 nt
Organism: Nymphaea colorata (pocket water lily)
Lineage: Eukaryota; Viridiplantae; Streptophyta; Magnoliopsida; Nymphaeales; Nymphaeaceae
Exons: 19
Coding region: 101-4000 (1299 amino acids)
Source: RefSeq, a predicted model, not a curated record